Messenger RNA from Phoenix dactylifera (date palm), 4653 nucleotides. The record is from RefSeq and is a predicted model, not a curated record. Lineage: Eukaryota; Viridiplantae; Streptophyta; Magnoliopsida; Arecales; Arecaceae.
CCUCCGAAGCCGAAUUCGUUGCAGAUAUUGGACCAUCGGCGCCGAGUUGUGGCCUCUUCGGUCCUUUGCCCGGAGGAGAGGAGUUCGCGAGGGAGUGAGGAGGACGAUUGCUAGGGUUCCGAUUAGGGUUUGGGUUCCGGUCGGCGGGAGGCGAUGGCCCGGAGUCGAUCAUCUUCUUCGAGCUGGUGGCGGUACCUCCACCCCUCCUACUACCUGAAGCGGCCCAAGCGGCUGGCCCUCGUCUUCAUCUCCUUCGUCUUCAUCACCUUCGCCGUUUGGGAUCGGCAAAGCCUAGUCCAGGAACAGGAGGCUGAGAUUUCAAAGUUGAAUGAAGAGCUGAUCCGGUUGCAAGAUCAGUUGAGGGAAGUAAAGGGGAAUUUGGGAUAUUUAGGUGAACGCAUGAUUCAUACAAAUGAUAACAAAAUCAUCAAAGAUCUUGUCGACAUUGAUCCUAUCAACGAGGAGCGUAGAGAAAAGGUGAAAGAGGCUAUGCUUCAUGCAUGGGAUUCUUAUGAAAAGUAUGCAUGGGGCCAAGAUGAACUCCAGCCACAAUCAAAGAAUGGUGUCAAUAGUUUCGGUGGUCUUGGAGCAACUCUUAUAGACUCUCUUGACACACUGUACAUAAUGGGCCUAGAAGAUGAAUUCCGAAGAGCUAGAGAAUGGGUUGCAAACUCUUUAGAUUUCAACAAGGACUAUGAAGCUAGUGUUUUUGAGACGACCAUAAGAGUUGUUGGUGGACUACUCAGUGCAUAUGAUCUAUCCGGGGAUGAAAUAUUUCUUGAGAAAGCUAAAGACAUUGCUGAUAGGUUGCUACCUGCAUGGAAUACACCAUCAGGGAUCCCUUAUAAUAGAAUCAACUUAGUUCAUGGCAAUCCACAUAAUCCUGGAUGGACCGGGGGAAACAGCAUCUUGGCAGAUUCUGGCACGGAGCAGCUUGAAUUUAUAGCUCUAUCCCAGAGGACAGGAGACCCUAAAUACCAGCAGAAGGUGGAGAAUGUAAUUAUACAACUUCAGAAGACAUUUCCAAGUGAUGGUUUGCUUCCAAUCUUCAUAAAUCCUCAUUCAGGGGCAGCAUCAUACUCAACAAUUACAUUUGGUGCUAUGGGUGAUAGCUUCUAUGAGUAUUUACUCAAAGCCUGGAUACAAGGAAACAAAACUGAAACUGUGAAGCAUUACAGAAAAAUGUGGGAAACAUCCAUGGAAGGCCUGUUAAGCUUGAUCCGGAAGACUACUCCAUCUUCUUUCACAUAUAUUUGUGAAAAAAAUGGUGGUUCUCUGUCUGACAAGAUGGAUGAACUAGCAUGCUUUGUUCCAGGCAUGUUAACCUUAGGAUCUUCGGGUUAUGGCCCAGAGAAGGCAGAAAAAUUUUUAUCGCUUGCCAAGGAGCUUUCUUGGACUUGUUAUAAUUUCUACCAAUCAACUUCAACAAAAUUAGCAGGAGAAAACUACUACUUUUACGUUGGAGAGGACAUGGGCAUUGGCACAUCAUGGAACAUACUAAGACCAGAGACUAUUGAGUCACUUAUGUACCUUUGGCGUUUCACUGGGAACAAAACUUACCAAGAUUGGGGCUGGGACAUAUUCCAAGCAUUUGAAAAGAAUUCUCGCAUGGAUUCUGGUUAUGUUGGACUGAAGGAUAAAAAGAUGACAAGAGAAUAUUAUUAAUGCACAAAAGAGUCAACCCAUACAGUCGGAAGAUCCAAUGUCACAAAACCAGGUGGAACUUCCUUGAUCUGAGCUUCAUAAUCAUCCAAAGUUAAGGCAUACUUGGCUAACAAAUGAUCCACCUCAUUACCAGAGCGAGGGAAUUAGGAGAGCAAAACUACACGAGCAUCUUUAACGAGAGAACGAGAAUCUUCAAGAAGAACUCCAAUCUCAUUAUGAGAAGUAUUUCUUCUGUGCAACCUCUACAUUUUACCCAAGGCAUCUCCUUCAACCUUGAAGCCAUGGAAAUCAAUAUCUAGCCCAACUUCAAUGCAUUCUCUGACUGUUGAAGCUUCAAUAGUUUUGCUUUUGAAAUAUUUCUGCAUUCUUAGCAAUGGAUGCCAAAACUUUUCAUCUUUAUUUCUACAAAUUAUACCAUUUCCAUCACAACCAGUUUUAUCAUUUAAGGCUCCAUCGGAAUUUACUUUUAUUUUGCUAGAUGUUGGAGGCCUCCAUUUCUCUUUAUCUGAAUCCUUCCGAACAGACUCUCUUUAAUCCUGUUGCUGAGUCACAUAACCUAUGCAUUCCUCCACCAGUGCAUAAGCUUGAUCAACCACUUAUGUUGGAUGGGGUAAUCUAUCAUUAUAAACCAUUCCAUCCUCCCCUUCCAAAUGUUCCAGCACAAGCCAGAAUUUUCCACAAAUAAUCCUCAUCUUUGAUUGUUCUAUUCUCUGCAGCAAAUUGGACCACCAUAGCUCAAAUGACUGAACAUUUAAGAAUCUAUUUUAUUAGUCCAUAUGCCCCGCUGCUGAGUUUUAUCUAUAUGCCUACACUUGCUGUGCUUCCUUGCAACCUUGUAAAAAAUGGACACCUUUUUUGAAACAUAUACAUGAUUUCAGUGGUUUACAGUCAUUCUGUGGCUGCAGAAGAUUGGUGCACCUUUCUGGGGAUCGUAUUGUGUUGCUGGCCAGAAAUUAAUUCGGAUGCACGUCCAACUGUCCUUUAUAAACCAAACACCACUCAGUGCAUUUCAGAUCUGUAAUUGUGUCCGAGACUGCCUAUUUCAAAUCAGGCCAGGAUGGAUAUGAUGGACUUCAUGGAGUCGCUAUUCGCACAUAUUUACCUAGCCUGAUUACUUAAACGUAUGGAUCAGCCGAGUUAAUUAAGUAAUAAUCAAGCUGGGCACUAAUCCAUACUUUAGUUUUUUCUAGUUGCCUAGGCAAGAGUGCUGCUAUAUCACCCCGGUGCAUCCUUGGAAAGAGAGAAUCCAUUUUUGGUGGGAUUGUGGAGUUAGGAUCAGUGUGUAGAUUUAAUUUUUCCCUCUGUGAUUUUUCAAAAAAUGGGAUUUAUAGCCUUUUUCAGGGUUCUUUUGGGGACACAACAUUUUCCUGUAAGUAAUUAUGUCUAGAUGGAUAUAUCCAUUUUUGCUCAACCUGUACCUAGCUUGAUUCCUUCAUGUGGUCUGGAGACCAGGUCAUCAUCAUAUGGAGGUGCAUCUCUCAUUCAACUUGGCUUAUAAGACCUGUAUUUUCCAAUUUAAUGCUGGCGAUCGUAUGACUAUCGUUUGUGUCUGACCAUCUAGCAUAGUCAUCGUCUUCUCUAAAUAGCACUGCACCCUCUGAAACUACAUGACAUGUGCAAUGGGCAUGAUUUUAACUUGUUUGUUCUACAUACUUCCUAUUACUUUGGAUCACUGGAUGCUGUGUAAUCUUUUGCUUUUGGCUUUGUGUAUUUUGUAGCUUGAUUUUGCGGUAAAUUUUUAUGUUUAGAUAUCUUUAUACCUCAUUAUAAGAGCCCCCAUCUGAGCAACUAUCAAGUUUGUUUUCACUGCCAUUAUAGCUACUUCCAUUCAUGUCUUUUCUUCCUCAAUGAAAUGAGCAGCUCAAAAACAUAAAGCAGAGUUGAAAGCUAUCCAGCCUAGUGUUUUUUUUUUUGACACAUUCAGGAAAUAUCAUUGGAAUUUCUUUUUUAUGUUCUUGAAUUACCAAGAUAACCUUGACCUCUUCAAUUGACUGACUGGAUCUAAUUUGCUAAGACAAAUUAUAAAUGUCCAGUAUCAAUUGCAUAAUUCUGUGUUAUGUUCCUGAAGUGAUAAUGCUGAAAAGCAUAGUGAUCGGGGAGCAAAAAAACAUAGGAAAAGGUGUAUUACUUUGCUUGGCACAUUGGUUUGGAGGUUGUCGAAUCCAAGUGGGAUAGAUUCCUUUUUCGAGGAAGGAUAUGGUGGUUAGGUUUCUCAGAUUGCCUCCUCUAUAGAGGCAAGGAUCAAAGGUUGAAUAAUUUCAAUCUGUAUUUUAAGAGUUUAAGGUUGGUAGGUGAUAUUAAAGUGUCGGGAGGUUUCAAGUUUGUCUGGGUGUCCUGGAGACUGCUUUCAAAGAUGUACUUGCUGCUAAUGAGAGGCUGAAAAGUUAUGGUGCCUGUCUCUUAGAAUUAAUUUGACGGACUGGAGAUUGAGGAGCGCUGCUUGCUGCUUGUGCUCUUACAAGCCUACUGCAUUUUCACCUAAGAGAAUUGAGUAGAAAUGGUGGGGGUGUGAAGCAAAAGGAUGACCUCCUAUAAUGACCUCAAGAAUGGGGUUUAAAUUGUGAUAUUUAGGUGCUGGCUUGAAGCCCACUGUUUUUUCUUAAUGACAUCCUGGGUGCUUGUCUUCCUCUCGUGCAUAGGAAGAUCCUCACUUGUGACAAGCUGAUUAAAAGAUGGAAGGAGGUGGAUAGCUUUUGUGGAUUGUUUUAGGUUUGAAGCAACUCUUCACUUAUCCUGUUGAAACAUUGGAAGAGAAUUUGGCCAACUGCGACACUCCUUGAUUUUGUCAUGACUCCUCCUAGACAGCAGCUGAAGAUGUACCAGUUGGGGAGACCAAAUAAGAUGCCUGAUCCAGUUCGUUGUUUUAUUGUUGAUUGGAAAAAGUGCAGACUAAAUGUUUCUGGGGAAGUCAGAAUGUAGUGGUGCCAGUGGUUCCUUUUUUCCCCAUUAGGUAGAGUGACUUGUUUUUUGAAAAAAAAAAAUGGAGGC